AUGGACAGCAACGAUCUUGGUGGGGACCCAGAGCAGCAGAAAUUCUUCCAUCCUUUGGUAGAAGUCCUGACCAGACAUGCAUUUAGAAAGUUUCUUCCACUUUUUGACGGAGUAUUGUUCGAAAUUGCAGCCAAAACAAUAACCAAAGGAGGCAUUAUGGCUCCAGAAAAAUCUCAAGGAAAAGUAUUGCAAGCAACAGUAGUAGCUGUGGGAUUAGGUUCUAAAGGAAAGGGUGGAGAGAUUCAGCCCAUUAGCAAGAUGGUUGGAGAUAAAGUUCUUCCCCCAGAGUAUGGAGGCACCAAAGCAGUUCUAGAAGACAGGGAUUGUUUCUUAUUUAGAGAUGGUGACAUUCUUGGAAAGUAUGUAGAAACAAAUCACGGUUGA
Molecule: messenger RNA, 384 nt
Organism: Ictidomys tridecemlineatus (thirteen-lined ground squirrel)
Lineage: Eukaryota; Metazoa; Chordata; Mammalia; Rodentia; Sciuridae
Product: 10 kDa heat shock protein, mitochondrial-like
Cellular component (GO): mitochondrion; mitochondrial matrix
Molecular function (GO): protein-folding chaperone binding; ATP binding; metal ion binding
Source: RefSeq, a predicted model, not a curated record